AUGGUGACUAUGAACUACGACUACACCAAAGGUCAGAUGAUCGGUCUGGCUGUUGGCUUCAUGAUUAUUCCAACGGUCUUCUACGGGCUCCGCAUAUGGGCCAAACUCCUCGUCAAACGAUUCGCGCUGGACGAUUAUCUAACGGGAGCAGCGCUUACUAAGUUUGCGCUGAACAUGAUAUCCAUCCUGGGCCUUGGCCUAGUCAAGUCCUCAAUCCUCGUACAAUACUACAACCUAUUCCCGAGCAAGAUCUUCCGCUAUGUCGUGUCGGGCUCGCUGGCUUUCGUCAUAGGGUGGACCAUCAGCUUCUUCUUCUCGCACCUGUUUACCUGUUACCCCAUCACCGUUUUCAUCGAGCCAUUUUAUGGGCAUUCAUGCGUGAACACGAUUCCCAUGUUUCUCGCAUUACUCUUCACCGAUGUGUUUGCGGAUUGGGCAAUAUUAUUACUACCGGUGCCGAUGGUUCUCAAGGUGCAACUGCCCUGGAAAAAGAAACUUGCAGUGAUAGGCAUGUUGGGCUUGGGCGCUGCGGUAUGCGCAGUCAGCGUCACCAGAGUGAUCGCCACGUACGCAAUCGCAGAAGAGUUCAUCAAGCAUCCGAACGACCAGUUAUUCUACACCGCGCCGGUAUUCUUCUGGACCAACAUCGAGCUGUCCCUGGCCAUAGUGUGCGCCUGCCUCCCGACAUUGCGACCCAUCUGGUCGCACUUCUACCCCAAGCCCGAGGCCACAGGUACAUCCGACUACGAGUACGGGUCCUCGCGCCGCAUGGGCGCCGUCAAGAACAGCAUCAAGUAUGGCAGCAGCCGGAAGCCGCCGUAUGAGGAGCUCGAUGAGCUCGAGUUGACCAUGUACGACCAGAACCAGACGGUUGGUCGGACGGUGUCGCCUGAGGGGAAGGACAUCGUCAAGCAGACUACGAUACAACAGACCAUUGGACCGGCGGGGAGCUCGAGCACCGCCACCCUGAGAGAGAAUACAUUUCUGGAUUGA
Molecule: messenger RNA, 993 nt
Organism: Diaporthe batatas
Lineage: Eukaryota; Fungi; Ascomycota; Sordariomycetes; Diaporthales; Diaporthaceae
Exons: 4
Coding region: 1-993 (330 amino acids)
Source: RefSeq, a predicted model, not a curated record